Messenger RNA from Dentiscutata erythropus, 123 nucleotides. The record is from the annotation of a GenBank genome assembly. Lineage: Eukaryota; Fungi; Glomeromycota; Glomeromycetes; Diversisporales; Gigasporaceae.
UACUCUAAUGAGUUUAACUCUACUGAGUUACUUUUAUUUCAAGGCAAACUUUGCGCUCUUACUUAUUUUCUUUUACAGACUAAAAAACGAUUGAAAAGAAUCUUUCUUAAAAUUCUUAUGAAG